UAAAUGUCAGAGUCGUUUCCUUACUGAUGAGGUCAACAACAUGGCGCUGUCCAUAGACCAUGGAUCUAAUAUAAUACUAUAGACAAACUUAAUUAUUUUUAUAUUAUGACCCGGAAUAUCUAUAUGUUACGAUUUCUUUGCUUACGGAUCAGUUGAACGGGUUUUGUGUCAGAUGCAGAAAACUUGACCAAACCACUAAAGAACUGCACUAUGUCUGGAUCAAAUGUAUGGAGUCGUACGCGAGAGAAAUUACGACGUUUCCCAGAACUUUUUGCUGAGUGUUCAUUUGAGGCUGCAGCUUAUGGGAAGUGUGUGGCAGCCACUACCACGAACAAACAGGAAAUAAAGAAGGAUCUGUGUGCCAAGGAAUUUGAAGCAUUGAAGACUUGUUUUACUAAUGCAGCUAAGAAACGAUGCCAAUAAAUGGAAAACCAAUACUGUCUUACUA
This is a messenger RNA of Boleophthalmus pectinirostris (great blue-spotted mudskipper), 448 nucleotides long. It is a transcript of the gene ndufaf8, whose product is annotated as NADH:ubiquinone oxidoreductase complex assembly factor 8. The transcript is spliced from 3 exons. Gene Ontology annotation, biological process: mitochondrial respiratory chain complex I assembly. The record is from RefSeq and is a predicted model, not a curated record. Lineage: Eukaryota; Metazoa; Chordata; Actinopteri; Gobiiformes; Gobiidae. The coding region runs from base 211 to 423 and encodes 70 amino acids. Gene Ontology annotation, cellular component: mitochondrion.